Messenger RNA from Pelodiscus sinensis (Chinese soft-shelled turtle), 5298 nucleotides. The record is from RefSeq and is a predicted model, not a curated record. Lineage: Eukaryota; Metazoa; Chordata; Testudines; Trionychidae.
ACCGUUGCUACCAAUGGAACCACUACCCAUUGCUGGAAUAUGGCGACAAGAAUUUCUAGCACAGACAAGGCCACUGAGCAAAAGGGCCUCAAAUGUACAUUCUUGACUAAGAGCACACUAGAGUCUGGCACUUUUAGGAUACCCAGGGAAUUCUCCUAAGUGACAAACACUGGUUGCUGUAGAGAUGGCUGCCCUCUUGGGAUGCAGCCAAGCCCCUGUGUUGCAAGGAGACAGUUUAACAGCUAUCAGCACAGACUCAGAGCUUUAGAUUUUCCUAAUUUUUUCAUUUAAACAGCUGAGGAUUUUACUGGGUCCUGUUUAAAAGUGAAGGAACAAAGCCCACAAUGGCCUGUUCUUGGGAGCAACAUGAGAAGUCUUGAUGAGGAAGGUUCCAAGGAGAAGUCAGAGAGUGAAAACACCAGCAUAAGCCUCAGCUGCCUCAGCCCGGACACAUGUCGAGAGUUUCUCCAGGGUAAAAUGGUCUCUUUGCCCUUCCAGCCAUCCAGUCUGGUCCGAAUCUUCAUCAGCUCAGCUUCCUCAGACAUGGCUACAGAAAGAGAGAUCCUGCUUGAGGCAGCAUACCCUGAAAUCCAGGCCUUCUGUCAGAAGCACAGCUUAAUGUUUGAGGUAAUUGACUUGAGAUGGGGUGUUUGUGACGUUAUAGACAUUGAUCACAUGAGCACACAACUCUGUCUGGAGGAGAUUGAAUCCUGCCAGGAACUGUCAGUGGGUCCCAGUUUUAUCGGGCUGCUUGGAAAUCACUAUGGACACAGACCCAUCCCCCGUCUUAUUGAAGAGGAGGAGUUUGAGGCCCUGACUGCACAGCUGACAGGGGACCCCACUGCCACACAUCUCCUGACAUUUUGGUACUGGAAGGAUGAGAACGCCAUUCCUUCCAUGUAUGUCCUGCAGCCAAUUACUGACCACCUGCCCCACAGCCACCCUGCUGCCAACCAGGCUCAGCACCAGGAGAAUGUGGAGGUCUGGAGGAGCAUGGAGAAAGACUUGGCCUCGGCACUGCGCCUGGCAGCCUGGAAAGCAGAGAAGCAGGGACUCAUCAGCCAUGAGCAAAGGCAUCGCUAUAACAAAUCAGAGACAGAGUGGGAGAUUGAACACGGCCUCCUCAAUACCCAAGAGACUGAUGUGGCUGCUUCCAUAUUCCUCAGAGAGGUUGAGGGCCUUGACAAACACUUGCUGGAAGAGACAAGCACACAGCCGGUGGAUACAGAGGAAAACGGCAGCCUGGACAAUGAAGCCCAACAGCUUCUCCGCAGCCUCAAGGCAAAAAUUGCAAGCCAUUACCCCCAGCACCUCAAAGUGCACACAGUCCCACGGAAUGUAUACCCUGGGAAUCCCCAAAACAAGGGGUAUACCAAGUACCUGAAUGAGCUGUGUGAACAAUUCAUUACUGCCACCAAUCACCAGAUCCUGGAAAGUCUCCGAUACCGAGGGAAAGGCAGCGAGGAGCCAGAGGGGUUUUUGCAGGAGUUGAGCCACCACAUGAAGCUGUGCUUGGAGAGCUGCAGAGUGUUCUGUGGGAGGCAGGACUUACUGGAUAACAUUUUACAAAGCAUCAGACAGAGUGAUGAGCAGGUCCACACACCCCUCACUCUCUAUGGGCUUCCAGGCUGUGGAAAGACAGCCCUGAUGUGUAAACUGUCUGAGCAAGUGCGGACUCUCCUGGGGCAGGAGACUGUAGUGGUAAUUCGCCAGUUGGGGACAUCCCAGCUUAGCUCUGCAAUUCAUAGCUUACUAAGGGACAUUUGUUUCCAGGUGUGUUUAGCAUUUGGCUUGCCACCUCUUCCUGUCCAGGCUACACAGGCUUGCAGUGAUUUAAUCCUGUUUUUCCAUAACCUCCUCCUCACUGUCUCUCACUUUGGUAGGCAGUCACUGGUGUUGUUCUUUGACUCUGUGGACCAGCUAAGCCCUACUGACGGUGCCCACAGACUCUGCUGGCUGCCUAAAGACUGUCCCCCAAAGGUUCACAUCGUUAUCUCCACGUCCCCAGCAGAGCAUGGGAUUCUGGAAACUCUCCGAGAGACCAUGUCUGCGCCUGAGGCCUACUUUGAAGUGGGUCCAUUAUCCAGAGAGGAAGGUGGGAAGAUGUUGGAGGUGCUGCUGGCAUCAGUGAGACGGAAGCUAAGCCCAGCUCAGCAGACUGUUCUCCAGCACAGCUUCCCUCAGGGUGGGCAUGCCCUGCUAUUGAAGAUAGUCUUCAAUGAGGCCAGGAGAUGGGCAUCCUACACUCUGCCCUCAGCACUGACAAUUGCUACCACAGCCCAGGAAGCCAUGCACCAUCUGUGCAGACGGCUGGAAAAGCUGCAUGGCAUGGUCUUGGUGGCACAUAUGCUGGGCUAUAUUGCCUCCUCACGGAAUGGGCUAUCAGAUGCAGAGCUGAAGGAUAUCUUGUCCCUGGAUGACGAAGUUCUCUCUGAGAUUUACCAGCACUGCUCUCCUCCAUGUAAAACCAUCCUGCGCUUUCCUCCUCUGCUGUGGGCGCGACUGCGCCGUGACAUUGGAGAGUGCUUGGCAGAGAGGCAGGCAGACGGCUUUACACUUCUUGGCCUUGCUCACAGACAGUUCACUGAAGUGGUAAAGAAUCGUUAUCUACUGGCCCAAGACCAAACCAAGCGUCACUUGCUCCUAGCAGAUUUCUUCAGGGGGACUUGGAGCUGGGGCGUGAAGAAGCCUCUUACGCUACCACUUCUUGGCAAAUCUCUGAAUGCUGACAGGAAGGUAGCACCUCAGCCACUCUGGUUCUCUGGUACCACUGCAAAUCGGAGGAAGCUGAGUGAACUGCCUUUUCACUUACUCAAUGCUGGGAGAAUUGAGGAGCUAAAGCAAGAUGUACUCGGGAAUAUGAACUGGAUCAUCUGUAAAAUUGUUGCCACUGGAAUUCAGGGCAUUGUCAAUGACUUUGCUAUGUGCAAUGAACGUAUUAACUGCCCAGAGCUGCAUCUUGUGCAAGACACCCUUCUCCUUUUGAAACCAGCACUUGCUUAUAUAGAUGGUGAUAUAGGAGUGAGUAUUAUAUACACUGAGGUGCUGGCCAGACUGUAUGAUUUCAUGCUUCCCUAUCCUGACCUAAUUGGAAAGCUGUGCCAGCAGUGUAUGAGCUGGCUCAAUGCCUGUCCCCAUCCUGUUCUUAUCCCGCUGUGUGGAUUCCUCCAGCCACCUGGUGGGCUUCUUAAGAUGACACUCACUGGAUUUCUAAAAGGUGUCACAGUGUUGGAGCUCAGUUCUGAUCGCAGGUUGUUGGUGGCAGGAUCCCAGGAUGGCACAAUGGUUGUGUGGAUCAUGGAGGAUAUUGAGGUUAUGCACACCUUGACUGGGCACUCUGCUGAGGUGAGGUGUGUGAAAGUGUUUGGAAAAGGGACGUGUGCUGUCUCAGCUGCCAUGGAUUACACUCUACGCAUCUGGAAUUUAGUCUCUGGCAGACAGAAGUUUUCCAUUCAGGACAGUCACUCUGGAGAACAGCAUCUCUAUCAGCUUCACGUGGAUGAAAGGAAUAGGAUUGUUUAUUCAGCAUUAGGUGCAAAGGUUAAUGCCUGGCACCUGGAAACAGCAGAACAUAUAUUCCAGAUCUCUGGGGAGGCCCCAGCUGCGUGGCUGUGCACUGCAGUGUUUGAACCAAGGCGAGUGGUUAUGACUGUGUCUGAAGGAGGAAUGCUGAGUCUGUGGGACAGCAGCACUGGAGAGCUCCAGUAUAAGUGCCAGCUGUCAGAGCUACAGGAAGAAGCACCAACUUGCAGCGUUCUGAUCCAGAAGCAAGGAAAGAUGAUAGCAGGAUUUAGCAGGGGUUCCCUCUCCAUGAUCUUCUCUAAUGGAAACACCUUAAUGGAGAAACUACCUGGAAGGGUUCGCUUUCUGGUGGUGUCAGAAGAUGAGUCCCUUCUUGCUGCAGGCUUUGGGGUGUAUGUGCGAGUGUUCCUGACCAAUUCAAAGGGAUUCCACAGGUUCAUAACAGCAGACCUGGAACACGAAGGUGUGGUGCACACAGCUGUUUUCUCUCCUGACAACAACAUCAUUGUCACAGGAUCUCAGGGUGAAUCUAUCCUGGUGUGGAGUUUAUCAGAGCAGGGUUUGCUGACAGACAUUCUGGAUGGCAUGGGAACACCGGUGACUCUCUUAGCCCUGUGUGGCGACACAUUGGUAUCUGCCUCCCACAUGGCACCAUAUCUCAAAGUCUGGGACCUCACUUAUGAUCAUAAACGCAAAACCUUAGCACGAGUCCCAGAUCGCACAGGGUACAUUGCAGUGUCCCAUGGUGGGAACUAUAUCUACUUCCCUCAAGCUGGAGAGCGACAUAAAAUCAUCAUCUGGGACUCCACUGAAGGUGCAGAGUGUGACACACUGGACACCUCUUCCCAAGUGAGCUGCCUAGAGGUGGCUGAGCAGAAGGAGCUCCUUUUCACUGGGCUGGUGUCUGGAACAGUCCUUGUGUUUCCACUCAAUUCCAGGCAGGAUGUGGUGUGCAUCCCACCCCCAGAGUCACAGAAACAAGUCAAUCACAUGGCACUCAACAGGCAGGAAGAACAGCUGGCCAUAGCAUAUGAUGACUUAGUUCUUGUGCUGGAUGUUAGCCCUGGAAAGCCAUGUCCUGUGAUUGACAAGCCCAUUUACACCUUUUAUACUCAGAUGCCUGCUGCUGUGAUCUCCAGCGUGGCUGUCCUUGCAAACUACCGUGUCCUCUAUGGCAUGUCAAGUGGAGACUUGUUCCUUUAUGAUUGCCUUCAUUCCAAAAUAUUUCCUUUGGAAGUGCACAGAUGCAAAGUCACCUGUUUAGAAACCAGCUAUGGAGAACAAUGGGCACUAAGUGGCUCUGAGGAUUCUCUGCAGUGUCUCUGGGACUUGGCGCUUUGCCAGUGGCAACAUGAAAUGUGCUAUUAUAAGACUUCCUUCUUGAAAGGUAUUCAGUGUGCUUGCUUCUCGAAAGAUGAUAAGUACUUGUACACUGCGUCAUUCGAUCACUCCAUUACAGUUUGGGAUGUUUUAAGUGGUAGCCUGUUGGCUGUUCAAUAUGCAUAUGCAACUGUUAACAAAAUUGUGCCAACUGCAGAUGGAUUUGUUGCAACAACAAGACUCGGCCACAUAAUUCGUGAGCGGUUCCGUUGCCCACGAUCCAUAAGCUCACAGUACAAUCCACUCCACCACUUCAAGGCAACAUGUGUAGUAAAAUCCAGAAAUAAAGAGGUUGUAAACCCAAGAGAGCAACAUGAUUUAGGAAAAGCCUCCAGGAACCAGAUUCAAACCAGUAAACUCUCUCAAAUCUGUGUAAUCGUGUAAAAUUGGUGAAAU